Messenger RNA from Diorhabda carinulata, 11808 nucleotides. RefSeq names its product disintegrin and metalloproteinase domain-containing protein 10-like. Gene Ontology annotation, biological process: membrane protein ectodomain proteolysis; Notch signaling pathway. Gene Ontology annotation, molecular function: metalloendopeptidase activity. Lineage: Eukaryota; Metazoa; Arthropoda; Insecta; Coleoptera; Chrysomelidae. The coding region runs from base 190 to 3462 and encodes 1090 amino acids. The record is from RefSeq and is a predicted model, not a curated record. The transcript is spliced from 14 exons. Gene Ontology annotation, cellular component: plasma membrane.
AAUGCCGAAGAGAAACGUGAACAGUGUGUGUCGAUGUACGUAGGUAGAAAGAAAAAGAAUUUUUUUACGUAGUAAUCGGUCCCGCGUGUAACUCGCAAUACCAAAAACAUCAGACAAUAAUAAAAUGAUACAAUUAGCUGCCAAAGAAAUUAGCUGUGAUUAUUUGUGUUUUUGUGAUAGAAAGUUACAAUGUUUAUAAAAGUAUUAUGUAGUGUUAUCGUGACUAGUUUCAUUGGAAAUUUGUUAAAUGCAUCGCCAAUAGAUCCUGUUCCUCACCCAAAAGUUUCAGAUUUUAACUUGAACUCUUGGAUUCGAUACUAUGAGCCUGCGCAUUACGAUCCAAGUUCAUUAGUGUCGCAACAUAAACGCGUUCGGAGAAGUUCGGGUAGUGAUUCUCGUUAUUUUUUACGUUUUGACGUAAGAGGACACCACAGGUUAUUCAAACUGAUGCUAUAUCCUGACAACGAAGUGUUUGCUGACGAUAUUUCGUUCGAAUCAACGAACGGUAUUAUCGAUUUCGACCCAAGGAUUGUUUACACUGGAAAUUUAGAAGAUGAUGAAAAUUCGGAAGUCCACGGUGUGAUAACUAAAGAAGGUCUCUUCGAAGGCACAAUAUUCACUACUUUUGAAGAAUUCCACAUCGAACCUUUGAGUAGAUAUUUAUCGAUAGAAGAUAUGCAGAACUCUCCAUUCCAUUCUAUAAUUUAUAGAACGUCCGACGUUCAGAAUCUUACAAAAGGACAACCUUGUGCCUCGCAUCGUCUACAUCUCAAAAACUCGAGCAGAAACCAAAACCACCGAAAAAAACGAUGGUUACUAGAAGCCGAAGCUAAACUACCUCCAAAUUACGAUGAUCCUCCAUUAUAUUUCAAUCCAAAUAGAACUAGACGUCCUUUCACACCAAUCUUCGAUCUUAACCAGCCAAUAGACGAAGAACUCGAAAUGUUUUCUAAUAGAACAGCGGUAGAUGCAUCUGGGCUGAUUUUUCGAAAUGUCAACAAACGAGCCACCGUGGAUCCUAAAAAAACUACUUGUAUGCUUUAUUUACAAGCAGAUCAUCAAUUCUUUUCCAAGUAUGGUACUGAGGAGGCUUGUAUUGAAGUGAUGACCAGGCACGUUCAGAGAGUUAACGCCAUCUACAGAAAUACAGAUUUCAAUCAGGAUGGCAGAAACGACAAUAUCACUUUCAUGGUGAAAAGGAUCAAAGUUCAUACGCUUGACGCACUCAAGGACCCUCUUUACAGGUUUCCUAACAAUUAUGGAGUGGAAAAGUUUCUAGAACUUUUUUCAGAGGAAGACUACGAUGCUUUCUGUUUAGCUUAUAUGUUCACGUAUCGCGAUUUCGAAAUGGGAACAUUGGGAUUGGCUUGGACUGGAGAUUUGAAGAAUGCUGGAGGAGUAUGUGAAAAGAAUGGACACUACCGCGGCAGUAUGAAAUCGCUGAAUACAGGCAUAGUGACGUUAUUGAAUUAUGGAAAACACGUUCCUCCUGCAGUGUCUCAUGUUACACUCGCUCACGAAAUUGGACAUAAUUUCGGAUCUCCGCAUGAUCCAGAACAGUGCUCCCCUGGCGGAGAAGACGGGAACUUUAUAAUGUUCGCGAGGGCGACAUCAGGCGACAAGAAGAACAAUAAUCGCUUCUCCCCGUGUAGUCUUAAGAGCAUCAAUCCGGUGCUGAAUUUCAAAGCAAGAUCCCCCAAAGGAUGCUUUACAGAGCCGAAAGCAGCUAUUUGUGGUAAUGGAGUGGUGGAAGAAGGCGAAGAAUGCGAUUGUGGCUGGGAGGAAGAUUGUAGAGAUCAAUGUUGUUUCCCUAUGAGAAGAUAUGCCAGUAUAGAUGAGAUGCCUUGUAAGUUAACACCGAGAAGCGCUUGCAGUCCAUCGCAGGGACCGUGCUGUACGUCUAAUUGUCAAGUCAAAUUUGGAGACAAAUGCAGAGAUGACAAUGGAUGUAGAGAUGAAAGCUUUUGUAACGGCAGAGACCCACAAUGCCCUCCUUCAAUCAAUAAACCAAACAAGACUAUUUGUAACAAGGAGUUCGUUUGUUUCAUGGGGGAAUGCACUGGUUCUAUUUGUUUGGCAUACGGUUUGGAGUCGUGUCAAUGUAUUCCUUCUAAUAACGAUCCAAAAACAAAAGCCUGUGAAUUGUGCUGCAAAUUACCUGGAGAUAACCAACCUUGUUUAUCGUCUUUCGAAUGGAAUGACAUGCCUUACGACAUACCGGAUAUGUAUUCAAAACCAGGAACACCGUGCAAUAAUUAUAUAGGUUAUUGUGAUGUAUUUCAAAUGUGUCGAGAAGUUGAUCCCUCUGGACCUUUGGCAACGUUGAGGAAAUUAUUACUUUCGGAUGAAAGCAUUGCCAGUUUCAAGAAAUGGAUUACCGAUUACUGGUAUGCAGUAGCACUCAUUAUUGCUACAGUAAUCGCACUUUUGGUCCUGAGCACGAAAUAUUUGGGAAAACGACCCAAUCUUAAACUAAAAUCAAUCACAAUAAUUCAUAAGUCACCAACAGAAGCUGUACGUCUACCUCCGGACGGAGAAGGUGUGACGGUUCAUCCGGGAGUCCGCUCUAAACUACCCUUGAAACGUAAAGUCAGAGAUGUUAAAAUGAAGAGGAAAAGAAAGAGCAAAGUAGAAUCAAUAAACAACAAUCUUAACAGUCCAAAUAAACAUCCUAAAGUUUCACCUAAAAAGAAAAAGAGGGUAUCGGCAGCAGUAGUAGCCGAGGAAGUGAAAACAAAACCAGUAGAUACUAAAGUAUUCGAAGUGCCAAGUAAUAAAGUAAAAAAACCAACACAAGCCAAACCGGUCAAAAAGAAGAGGAAGAAGAACGAAAUUAUAGAUUACAGUAAUAUCCAGGCCGAUCAAGAGGGUAAGAAGGGACUAAUUGGAUCGGAAGCUAUACAUACUCCCUUAACUCCAGAAUCGGAUCCAGUUGGAAAAGUUCAAAAUUGGUUGCUCAAGUCACAAUAUGCAUUGCCAAAAUCAAAAUCCACUCCAGUAGGUUUGACAGACAAGACCAGGAGGAGUCCCCACAAACGUCCAACCAUACGCCCUCGUACUGACAAAAGUAAAUCACAUAGCGUGGGCAAUUUGCCGAACGAAAAAGAAAAAGUUCGUCUACAAGUAGUGUACAAACCACCAUUUAAGUUUAGUGUUAAGUUGCGUAAACCAGAGAAAACUAGUGUUAUAAUCGAACGUAUUCCCGACGCGCACAAAGCUCCGAGAACAGGCGUGCUAGUGCGUACGGUUAAAGAAGCGGAAAGCAAACCGCUUCCUCCGCCUCCUAAAAUACCUCUUCCGCCUAUACCGGUGGAAGCGGCUAGGGAACAGAGUGCCGCUGCUAGUGUGGAUGUCGUGGAUAGCGUUAAUUCCAUUACCAACAUUGAUUCCAAUAUUCAUACCGUCCAAUCUGAUCUAGAAGUACUGUUAUCCGAAAGUGAAUUUCUUUUUUCAGAUGACUGAUACAAUUUUACUUAUUAUUAUUAUAAGAUGUUGAUAAUAUCAUUUUGUGAAGGCUGUGGAAAAUCAUUCCGCACUAUCAGAGAUGCUGUUUUAAUUUAUAUUAUUAUUAUUAUUUAAUAUUUUAUUAAUUAAUCUUUGUUCACUCAGAAUUGCUCCUUAAAUUAUCUCUUAAACAAAAAAAUUUUAGAUAAAUUGUGUACUUAAGUGAUAAUAAUCAACAGACGCCGAUAACAAAAUGAACUUAAAAUACAUUGAGCGCCAGUGAAGAAAAUCUUAAACUUUCUCAUCAGUCUUAUAUUUGUAUUUCAAGCUUUUGCUCCCAAUAUCAGGUGGCUUGUUACCUGAUUACUGAUUUCACAAAUUCUACGAUCUCCUGCAGUCCUAAAUAUCGCAGUUUUCUUGGAAUUGUAACACGGUUUCGUAAAUUUUCUGCGAUUCAGUUGGCAAUAAUUUCUGUGACACUACUUUGGCUACUUCCACUUAAUCCAGUGGAGUUACAGAAAACACUGAAGACAUUUUUUACUUUAGAGUUUUGAGAAUAACUUCUAAACAACCACUAAUUUCACGUUUUAAAAAUCAAAUUGACAGGUAUUUCUCAGCUAGCAUGCUAACGUCUGAAAGACGUCACAUUUGAAGUUAUUUUGUUGAUAUUUUGACGAACUUUUGACAUAUGAAUGACGUUCUUUUAACUUUAUAUUGUUAGGUUAAAUGAGGCAUAUUUAGACGUUUAAUAGACGUCAGUUAUAUCUUAGAAUGACUUCUUUAUGACGUUUAAUAAAAACAAUUAUUAAGUUGAAAAAUGUAUUACGAAAAACUUAUAUAUUUAAAAAAUAUAUAUAAAAAAAUUGACAAUUAUUAAUAAUUCGUUUGAUUAAUAAAAUAUUUGAGAAAUAUAAAAUAUUAACAAAACAAAAUACUUACAAACAUAGCAAAAAUUCUGCCUUAUACAGAACUAAAUAGGAUAAUAAUAUGUACAUAAGUAUUAAAAAAUAAACUAAAAAAAUUUACAAUUCUUAUAAUCAGUGAUAUUUUAAGAGGUAUAGUAUUUUAUUUUGAAAAAUAAACCACAGGAAAUUUAAAAAAAUUGAUGAAAUCUUCAUUGGAAUCGAUAGAACGAUCAGUAUAAUUUAAUGUUUGAAGAUGAUUUCAUGCAAAUGUUGGCCGCGGCUCCGCUUUAGAUAGCCCAUGCGCAAGGUCCAAUUUUGGCACAUUCUUUCCAACAUAUCGGUCAGUAUUUCACGAAUAAAUUCUUCGAUAUUGACUUACAAAGCGUAGACUGUAGACAAUAGUCUUACAUGGCCCCACAAGAAAUAAUCCAAAAGCGUUAAAUCACACGAUUUAGGCGACCAACUGUUCACGUUGUGGCAUGUGGCACCUUCUUGUUGAAACCGAAUGUCAGGCAUAUCCAAUUCUUCCAUUUUGGGCAAAAAAAUCGUUAAUCAUCACACGGUAGCGCUCGCCAUUCACAGUAACGUCGCUUUUGAAGAAAUACGGUCCGAUGAUGCCACCAACCCAUAAUCCUUAUAUGGGUGAUUCCGUUCUAACUGUGAUUUUUUGUAUUCAAAAUUUCAAGAUUUUAAAAUUUAACUUUUCUAACUUUUUUAUGCAUAUUAUUCAUCUAUUUUACUGUAAAAAUAAAACUCUAAGAGGAAUUUACUACAACUUCAAAGUAUCACGAGCAAGACACAAAUGUCGGAUUUUGAGUUCCACGGUACUGACUCAUUUAUCCACUUUCAACUUUUCAAUUGAUAAAGCAUUCAAAAUACUGUGUAAAUGUCAAUUUUUCUUAUUGCAAAAUUUCACUGUCCUGAAAUAAUAUAUAUUUUGCAAGAAGCAAUUAUUAUUUUUUUUUUCAAUAUAAUACGAAGAUAUUGUUUUCUGGGAUUGACGUGUUGACGUCGUAUGAAACUGACUUCAAAAAAAGUCUUUUUGAUGUCAGUUGACCAAAAAGACAUCUAAUAGACGACAGCUUGCUACCUGGAUUUAAAUGUCUUAGCAACGCUGGCCUAAUUGUCGCUAUUAAGUACCUACAUACUAAUAACAAGAUUCAAAUUUCACAUAGAUAAUUGUAGAAUAUUGUAUUAAUAUAAUUUUUCAAUAUCAAAUCAUCAAAUCAUCGUUUUUCCCGCCUCAGAAAAAAAAAUUGUGUAUUAUACACGGAAAAAUACUAGAUUUUAAGGUUUUUCUCUUGUGUAAUAAAUAACAAUUGAAUAUUAUCAAACUUUUUUUGAUAUUCAUGUUCUAGGUACUCUAUUAAUUAAUAUAAUUAUGCAAUUGUUUCAUAAAGCCGGAAAUAUCUCGAAACGUCAAGAUUUUUAGUCGUUAAAAAAUAUCAGUGCAAGUUCAAAAUAAUCCUUCAAAGAUCCAAGACAGUCCAACUUAACUAUAAAAAAACAUUUAAAUACGUACUUUUAACUUUCCAUCCCACAGGCGGUGUGAUUUCCCUCGAGUCGGCGCUUGUCGUAACUUUUACCUGAUCAAUUUUUCUUCAUGCGAGUAGAGUUUCCUUUAUAUAAAUGCUAGGAAAUUGCUGUGAGGUUAUGAAAAAUGAUACGUUCAUAGCAGCACCUCCUAUGGGACUCAAAUCAGAUAUGAUUAUGUCAUAACACAAAGCUUUAAUAUCAUCUAUUAUACCCCAAUUUUUUGUCAAAAGAUUAUGAAUGCUCAACCUUGUUUAUCAUCUAGUUUUCUUUAUGCAUAUAGUGUUCUGUUUAUAUAAAUGAAAAAUUAAAUUCAAGUAACUGUGAUUUUAUUAAACAAAAAAUAAGCAGCACAUUCAAUAUCUCAAUCAUUUUUAGACCUGGAAAUGGUUCCUGCAUGUAAAGGAUUGGCAUUGGGAACACAUCAUCUAUACUUAAGAUUACACAUGACCAAAAAACAUCGCGUUUUGAAGGGUCUCCUUUUUUUCUUAGCACUUAUAAUCUAUUGUAAACGUUUAAUGUUAAAUUAAAUGAUGUUUCAUGAGAGUCACAUUUUUGAGUAAAAGUUUUGAAACUUACCUUGGACAAGCAAAUCGAUAUAAAAUUUAUGUAUUAAUGCCGCCGUUCAAUUCAGUGUAAAAAAUUACUAAGCUACACACAAUUUGUCGACUUUAUCCCCGCCUCUGAUUUCAUUGUAUUCCUGAGGUUUUCUGGCGUCAGGAUCCAUUUCAUUGUCGUCAAGUAAUUUUUACAGAUUUAUUUUUCUGAGGGACAUAAGAAAUCGUAAUUUUGUCUUUUUGUAAACCAAAAAACAGGUUUGUUUUUAUCUGAUAAAAAAUCUUUUGGGAAUUCUGCUUUGUUCAUUUCAUUGUGCCCAAAACUUCCGCUUUGAGUUUUCUAUCAAAGUUACUAGAUGCUCUAUAAUAUCUGUUGGAGUAUUAAAAGCAGGAAAUGAUGCAGCCUACCAUUGAUUAUAGUAUAAUCGGUCAAAAUGAAUGGAAGUUUCAAAAUAUUUACUGUCGGUGAACUUUCUUCCCAAGAGCCCACGACCCUCGUUAUUUUAUGGAAGCUGAAAAUUUCUCUGUUUAUGUCUCCAAUACAGGUAAGGAUGACCCCCGACUAUGAAGUUCCGAUUGUGGCAAGUAAAAGGUAGUUAAGGUGUAUAAAAUAGUACCUUAAAUUCUUUAAAAUAUACACUUCAAUUUGUAUUUUCUCCAGGAUAUAUGUAGAAAUAGCGUUAUCUAUUUCCAGACACUUUUUACAGUCGCCAGACAUCCCCAAACUGUUUUUCCAUCUUGCCAGGCACAUAUUCUUGUCAUUAAAUCUCAGGUAACUUUUGAUGAAAUUGUUGUAAUUUUUGUUAUUCAAUUCCCAGUAACUACACUGGUAAAAAUCAUUCAUAUUCUUGGUAUUGAUAUAUCUAUAUACCUCAAAAUAUGGACAAAGACAUGUCGACGAAUUCAAUUCAUUUUCAAGACGGUAGUGGGUACUAAUAAGUUUAUCUCGUUGGUUUUCUGAGAAAUACCGUAUUGCGUCAUUGCAUAAAUUUAUUUCUUUCACUAGAAAGCUCCUUCAAUGUUUGUACCUCUCCUUCAGAUUCGUGUAAAGUGUUUUCUCGUUCGUUAGCACUUUUUUGGGAGGGUUACUUGAUUUUUUGUUCCAAAAACUCACCAUUAAUCAAUGGCAAGUAAGUCUCAAUAUCUGGUAGUACUGUUUCUUUAAAUAAAUCUUUAGCAAUUUUUUCUAAUUAUGUGUUAGCGACCUACUUCCAGAAUGGAACACGUUUAAAACAAAAAAAAUAUUUACACUCAAGCAAAUUUAUAAAUAUAAAUAAAUGACUUCUCAGCACUUCCAAUAUUCUGUGGGUAGGAAUAGCUCAGAGUUUGAUGGUUAAAAUCAAGUUGUAAAAGUGGAGGGAGGCAACUCUGUACUAUUAGGAAUGUUCAAUUGAAUAUGGACCCCGCUGGGGCUCAAUGUAUUUGUUCAAUUUUGUAUUUGGGAAAUUUUUUUUUUAAUUUGCUAAACCUUUUUUUAACAUCAGCAUUCAAACGCUGUGUAAUAAAAAUUAUUGAACACGAAAGUGAAGAUACAUUUGGGACUUUUUCAAUGUUUUUGUUCUGUGCAAGUUUAUUUCAAAUAUAGGAUUUUUCCAAACUGGAAUUAGAUUAAAACUCCCAAAGUUUACUGUUGCACCUCCAUGCGCCCCAUAUUAGAUAUUAUGUCAUAAUACAGAGCUAAUAAAAUAUAUUAUGACUCAAUUUCUCCUCAAAAGCUCAUAAAUGCUCGACCUUGUUUAUCAUCAAGAUUAUGAUUGAUGAAGAAUAGCAAAUUCUCUGAGAGAUAAUACACUGAAAAGAACAUUCACAGUUAUCUCUGCACUGUCAUUUUGUUUGCUAUUUAUGUAAAAUAGAGGUGAGGAAAAGUGUUUCGUCAAUUGGAAUAUAUUAAAUAAAAGUUAAAUUAGCACCAGUGUCAAUUUUUUUAGGUUAUUUAUUAAAAAAUUUGGAACUUUGUUAAAAGUCAUUUUUCAAUUCGUCUACAACAUCUACAUUCAUAUUAAACAUUAUAUCUGCACUAACUCCAUUUUGUUGAGUUUUGAACUGUAAUUUACAGGGUACAAUUAAGACACUUUUUCCGCGUAAUAAGAAGCAUUUCUUUUAUUUUGUCUUUUGUGGAAAUAUUUUGGCAGAAAAAAAAUCAUUUUGUUUUGGUUGGCAGUGUAGAAAUUUUGAAUUUUUUAUUCUGUUUGUUCAUAUGAAAUUUGUCAGUUUCCAAUUACCAAACCCAAACGAAACCAUUGAAAAGUUGCAAAAUCAAAAUUGGAAAUUAGAAACAAAAAGGUAUUUGUUGCAGAAUUGGUAGAUGAUUAAUUAUGUGUGAUCACAAUAUUCAAUAAAUUUCAAUUGAAAAUGUAUUUUCAUUCUACUUCGACGCACUUCAUAAGAUUUUGUAAAAUAUUUGAGGGGUUUAUAUAAAAGAAAUAUGAGCAUACAUGUGCCAAAAGUACGCAACUAUGUAUUGUAUGAAGAAAAAUGAAUCAGAAUGUGACAUGUCAAUAUCUAAUCAUUCAUAUUUAAAAAUUCAAAUACUGGUUUCUUUGACUAAUAUUUUUAUAAAAUUGCAGAGACGUAUUUUUCUAUUAAUCAUUUUAAACUUUUCAUGAAAAUUCUUCAAAAUUACAGUCUUAUAUGUCUCUACAAUUAUUCCAAACAUAUUAAUUUAGUCAAGUAAAAAAAAACAACUAUUUUGUGUACCCAAUUUCUAUUUAAUAUGUAAAAAAUUGAAAAUGUGACUAGAAUUCUGAAAAAAAUUCAUUGUGAAAUUUGUAGUCCAUGAUAAAGUUGAAAUAGAUGAUAAUAAUACAAAUUUUAAGUAUAGUCCAGUCAUCCUAGGCCAAAUUAGGUCAAAAAAUAGUAUAUUACCACGUAUAAUCUCAUAUUUUGGCAUCCUACAACUAUUCUCAAAAUUCACAUUUUUGCAAAUAUCUCGUUUUCUAUGGGUUUUACGCUAUUUGUAUUUAUUAUCAAUAUUUUAGAGAAUUCAAUUCUCUACAACUUUUGUAUUUAAUAUUUUUUUAUAUCUUGAACUGUUUUCGAGAUAAAGAGCGUAGAGCGCGCGGUCAGAGAAUUAUCUGAGUUCAACGGGUAGUCCCGAUCAAAAACUCCUAAUAUUGAGGUUAUAAUGUAUAAUUAUACGUUUUUGUUAACUUUUAGAUGAAAAUAAUAUUUUUUUGGUUACUUAUCUAUUUUCAAUUGAAUACCAAUUUAUUUGAUAACACUUACCUGGUCAUGUAAUUAGGAAAUUGUUGAGGAAAAUACUUAAAUUUCAAUUCUAAUCUAAUUUAUACUUUUAUAUAAAUAAAGUGGAAAAGAAAUAGAUUUUUGAUUAAUGUUUAUUAUUAAACGUGUCAUUUUAUAGAUUUAUUAUUGUCAAAAUUAAUAAAUAUUUCGAGAACAAGUUCUAAUUUCAAUUCUCUUCUUCUUCAUCGUCGUCAUCGUCCCCCUGCAACAGAGUUUCAAAUUCCUCUUCAUUACCGUCUUCUUCAACGAUAUUUGUCUCCAUGUCAUUCAUGAUUUUUGAGUCUAAAACAUGCCGUAACCAAGUUUCAAUUUGAUAAUAAACGCGAUUGAAAUGUUGGUGGAAUAUUUGAUAACUGCACAGGUUUAUUCGACUUUGUUGACUUGGCGAUGAACCGAACAGUUUUCUUCUUCAAAUUCGGCAGCAAGUUUACGGAUUUUAAAUAAGAUGCACCCAAAUAUUUUCUGCUACAAAUGCUAUUAGUGUAAAUGAGAAUAUAAUAAAAAUGUAAUUUAAGUAUGUCCAUUAGUAAUUUUUCAAUUACCGAAAGAGAUUAUGAGUGUUAUUGAAUUGGUAAAUUUUAGAAUUAUUAGAAAGAAAGAUUGAAUUUAAUCUAAAAAUUAAUAAAAAAAUAAUUAUAUAUUUAGCAAUAAACUAUUACCUUGAUAUUACGAGUUUUUAUCCGGACCACCAUUUAACCUUAGGUAAUUCUCUGAUCGCACGUUCUACGCCCUAUAUCUCGAAAACAGUUCAAGGUAUCAAACAAUGUUAAAUCAAAAGUUGUGGAGAAUUGAAUUCUCUACAAUAUCAAUAGAAAACGAGUGUUUUAUCGUAAAGUGGUUUGUAAUAUGAUACACACUGGAGAACAAGUUUAUUUAUGUAUCCAUAUUAAAUAAAAAAAACGACCCAAUUAAAGUUAACCUCAAAAUACAAAAAAUUAGUGCGAAGGUGCAUGCGCAAGCACAGUUCGCAGAGUCGUUGUUAAAGUUCAUUAGAAAUUGCAUUUAUUUCGGAAAUCGAAAAGGUUAGUUUCAGAAAAUUGCUACAAUCAAAUAAUCAAUCUGAUAGUGAAAUCUUAAAGCUUCCUUUUGUUUUAAAAUCAAGUACAAAAGCCUUAUUUAACAUAUUAUAAGGCAGAUACUAUUUUACUGUGGCUGUCACUAAAUGAAACAAAUCCAAGUUUUAUAACCUCAAAUUUUAUUAGAUUUAUUCAAUUAGACCCUCCAAACCACCUAGUUAAUUCAAUGGCAUUGAUAUUCACUUCUUCUACAAGUACAUUUGAAAGUAUGUAAGCUUGUAUAGAAUUCUUGUAUAAUUAAGAAAGUAGAUCGAGCAACCUCUUGUUGACUUCGUUACCUGUUUUCCCAACUUGUUUUUUAAGCAAAGUUUCACCUAUGAAGUCAGCAAGUGCCUGAUGAGAAUUAGAAAUAUACCUCAAAAGUCUCUGUAAACAUAAAAAAGGCAAGUAGGUGAGUAGCAAAAAUUAGAAUGCUAGGUGACAUCAAAAACAUAAUCUCGAUAAUCGAAACGUUUCCCUAUGAAUUUGUAACUUUCAUUUUCAUUAUAUUUAUUUCCGAAAUCGAAAAGUGCUACAAUCAAUUAAUCAGUCUGAAUGAUAUUUAGUUUGUUGUUAAACCAAAAGUGAUGAUAAAAAUUUUGAUUGUCCAUUGGUACAUUUUGUAAAAUAUAUGGAAAACAUAAUAAAUUCAGUCAAAUUUUAGGGCUUCUUAUUGUUGUUUAGUAUCAAGUACGAAAGCGUGGAAGGAAUUGCUAGGUCAAAAUAUUUCAUACGAUGAAUUUCGUCAUAUUAUUCGACAUAUAAGGCUGUUACUAUUGCACUGUGACUGUCACUAAAUAAAACAAAUCCUUUGCUCUUCUGUGUGGAUGUCAAAUUUCUAAAAGUACAAAUAAACAUUUUUUCUAACCUCAAAUGUUAUAUAAUGCACGAUUGAAUAUUAGGUGGAGUUUUCAGAAUUCUAGUAACACUUUCAAAAUGAAUACAAUCAUUUUUAAUAAAGCGAAAACUUGUAUAAUAUCCCAACAACAAUUGUCGAUUUGAAAUGUUAUGUAUCUACAAAGUAAUUUCAAAAUAAUUUCUUAACAUAACAAUAAACUUUUGUACAGAAAA